This is a messenger RNA of Manis pentadactyla (Chinese pangolin), 5982 nucleotides long. RefSeq names its product neuronal pentraxin receptor (gene NPTXR). Lineage: Eukaryota; Metazoa; Chordata; Mammalia; Pholidota; Manidae. The record is from RefSeq and is a predicted model, not a curated record. Bases 1 to 1959 code for a protein of 652 amino acids. The transcript has 6 exons.
AUGCGGUCAGACGUGCCCACGGUGCCGACAUCCUCCCUGCACAAUAUGGUGUCCCGCCACGCGGCCACCAGGUCGCCGCCCUCUGCGCCGAGACAGCAGCGGGACCAAGCUCUUGGCGCCGCCCCGCGCCCCUCGCAGCAUCCCGGGCGGUGCCCCCACCUCCGCGCCCGGCGCGGAACGGGUGCGGGGCUGGGCCAGGGCCGGCCCGGGGGAGCCGGCGGGGCGGGGCCGCCGCGCCCGCCCCCCUCCCUCCGCCGCCCGCCGCCCGCCGCCCCCCGCCUUCUCGUCCUCACGCCGCUCGGGCUCAGAGCGGCGGCAGCAGCGGCCGCGGCAACACCUCCGGCUGCGGCUCGGCUCCUCCCGCCCGCUCCCUGGCCCCGCUCGGCCCCGCGCGCCCGGGCCCCGCGCCCCGACCCCGCCGCCUCGCCUGCCGGGGGCCUCGGGCGCCCCGCCGCCCGCCUCACGCUGAAGUUCCUGGCCGUGCUGCUGGCCGCGGGCAUGCUGGCGUUCCUCGGUGCCGUCAUCUGCAUCAUCGCCAGCGUGCCCCUGGCGGCCAGCCCGGCGCGGGCGCUGCCCGGCGGCGCCGACAACGCCUCGGCCGCCUCGGGCGCCGCCGCGUCCCCGGGCCCGCAGCGCAGCCUGAGCGCCCUGCACCGCGCGGGCAGCUCGGCCGGGCCCCCCGCGCUGCCAGGGGCGCCGGCGGCCAGCGCGCACCCGCUGCCGCCGGUGCCACUCUUCAGCCGCUUCCUGUGCACGCCGCUGGCGGCCGCCUGCCCGUCGGGGGCCGAGCAGGGGGACGCGGCGCCCAGCGAGCGCGACGAGCUGCUGCUGCUGCAGCGCACGGCCGAGCAGCUGCGCCAGACGGCGCUGCAGCAGGAGGCGCGCAUCCGCGCCGACCAGGACACCAUCCGCGAGCUCACCGGCAAGCUGGGCCGCUGCGAGAGCGGCCUGCCGCGCGGCCUCCAGGACGCCGGGCCCCGCCGCGACGCCAUGGCCGACGGGCCUGGGGACUCGCCCGCGCUCAUCCUGGAGCUGGAGGACGCGGUACGCGCCCUCCGGGACCGCAUCGACCGCAUCGAGCAGGAGCUCCCAGCCCAUGUGAACUUCUCAGCUGCCCCGGCCCCUGCUCCCGCGGUGCCCACCACCCUGCAUUCCAAGAUGGACGAGCUGGAGGGGCAGCUGCUGGCCAAGGUGCUGGCGCUGGAGAAGGAGCGUGUGGCCCUCAGUCACAGCAGCUACCAGCAGCGGCAGGAGGUGGAGAAGGAGCUGGACGCCCUGCAGGACCGCAUAGCUGAACUGGAGCAUGGGUCCUCGGCCUACAGCCCCCCAGAUGCCUUCAAGAUCAGCAUCCCCAUCCGCAACAACUACAUGUAUGCCCGCAUACGGAAGGCGCUGCCCGAGCUCUACGCCUUCACUGUCUGCAUGUGGCUGCGGUCCCGGUCGGGCAGCACUGGCCAGGGCACCCCCUUCUCCUACUCGGUGCCUGGGCAGGCCAACGAGAUGGUGCUGCUGGAGGCAGGCCACGACCCCAUGGAGCUGCUGAUCAAUGACAAGGUGGCCCAGCUGCCUCUGAGCCUAAAGGACCAUGCCUGGCACCACAUCUGCAUCGCUUGGACCACAAGGGACGGCCUGUGGUCUGCCUACCAGGAUGGGACGCUGCGGGGCUCCGGAGAAAACCUGGCCGCCUGGCACCCCAUCAAGCCUCAUGGGAUCCUCAUUCUGGGCCAGGAGCAGGAUACCCUGGGUGGCCGGUUCGAUGCCACCCAAGCCUUUGUGGGCGACAUUGCCCAGUUUAACCUGUGGGACCACGCUCUGACACCUGCCCAGGUCCUGAGCAUUGCCAACUGCACUGGGCCGCUGCUGGGCAACGUCCUUCCCUGGGAAGACAAGCUGGUGGAGGCCUUUGGGGGUGCGACAAAGGCUACCUUUGAUGUCUGCAAGGGGAAGACCAAGGCGUGAGGAGCCCCCUCCUCCAGGGCCCCUCCCUUGCCUGCCAUCCUGGGGACCUUAUCGGGAGGGGCUUCACAUUCCCUCCUCAGCCGACCCACAUGCUGCCCUCCCUUCCUGCCCCACUCCUGGCCAUGCCUCCUGUUUCCCCGCCACCUAUACCCGUACCUCCAGAACGUUGUCCCCUGACCGCACUUGGAAGGGGACAAGGAGCUCAAGUAACAGGUCAAGCCUGGGGUGAGUCCAGGGUCUGCUGGUGGGUAGGUAGCAGUACCCACAGCUUGACCACCCUGCUGGCAUUACGUUGGAGCCGUCUAUCUUCCCAACCCCACCCUGUCCCACCAACCAUGUCUGAUUCUACUAAUCUCAACAGCAUCUCCCACGGAGUUGUGUGUUCGGGGAAAGGCCCACUGUCUCAGUGGCAGGGGUGGUGCCCGUGCCCACCACCGUGCAGCAGGCCUGGCCCCUGCCCAUUCCGGGCCACAGCAGGCUAUAGAGCCAGCCCCCAGGCUGGGGAGGGGGUAACAGACGGAGGUGGCACAGACUCCCUCCUCCACCUUUCCACCAGCUGCCGGGGAGGGCAGCGGGAUCCCGAUGGGGCCUCUCCCAGCCGCCACGCUGUCCCCCGCCAGCCCACACCCUCUCUGUCCCUCCUCUUUCCUCGUUUCUUUGUGUACAAUGGUUUGAAUGUUGGCUCCGUGCCUGGCCCAACCCCACCUCAACUCCCAGGACAGUCCCUUCCCGGCUCCAGCUUAGAGGGUUAGGAAUCAAUACCCUGGGAGGCUAAAGGGCUGUGUCACCUCUUGUGCCCACCCACAGCUGUGCCCACUGGCAUGGUCACCUCUCCUCCAUGCCCAGGGUAGGGCCUGGGCCAACUUUAGCCUGGGCUGGGAGCCGCUCAGGCCCUCGGUGCCCCCAGAGACCCAGGCUCUGACCUAGGCACAUUACCUAUCCCCUCUGCAUGCCCCUGCAGCCUCUGAGGAAGGGAGAGACUGAGAGGGCAGGGAGAAGUGUGGGGCAGUGUGCAGAGCACUGGGUGAGGAGGAGCGGCCCUCGGGUCCUGGCCAGCCCUGCCCCUAAGCUGCUCUGUGGCCUUCGGUAAGUCCCUGCCCUCUCUGGGCUGCCCUUACCCAUUUAGGAGGGGAAGCCCUUGUUUUGGUCCUUUCUGAGAGCUCUCCAGAUCUAACUUAAGAUGGUCUGUGAUCCCCAGUGGGUAGGGUGGGGCAAGCCUGAGAACCUGGCCGGUUGACCAAGGGGCACGGGUCCUGGGACUGGACAGCAGUUGGGAUCUGUCUUGGCAUAGGUGAAGGGCAAGGGCAAGGGUCAAGGCAGAUCAACCUUAUGCACAGAUUAUAAAAAUCAGCUCUUCUAGAUCCCUUCAUCCUGGUACUCUUGCCUGUCUGAAGGUGUCUCAAAGGGCUGGUAGCUUCCUGGUCACUACCCUUGAGUCCUCACCAGCUUCCCCAAGAGAGUGCAAGAAUGUCAGAGCCUAGAAAAGCCACCCAGUCCGACCCCUUGCUUACACAGAUGGGGAAGAGCUCAGAGAGGGCAAGUGACUUGCACAGGGUCACAUGGCAUAAUGAGGCAGAGUCAGGACUAGGACCCAGGGCUCCCGACUUCCUCUUUAGUGCUCUUCCCCACCACCCUACCCACCCUACUGUCUGGUCAUGAAGGUUUUGAGUCCAACCUACACCUAAGAGGAUGGAUAUUUGAGAGGUCACAGUGCUUUCCAACAUGACCACCGGAACAUCUUCCUUUAUGAAACAUGCAAACAUCUUGGCAUCCCCCGACCCCAGGGGGUCAGGGGAGAAGUGUGAGCCCCAGUCCCUCUGGCAGGGAUGGAGAACUAAGAACGCAGGCAUCCCCCCACCCAGUCACCUACAAGGUGUCCAGGCAGCUGAGGCUACCUGACUCGAGUGGGUACUGGUGCCUUUUGCCUCCCUUUUUACUCCCUCUCCCCACCCACCGUGGCCCCUUAACCCGGCACAUGACGCAGAGCCCAGUCCGUGGGCCCCAUGCCGUGGGGUGUCUCCAAGACUUGUUGCCUCCUGCUCCCAGAUCUCUGGCUCCAUUUCGAGAGCACAAAUAGACCAUUCAGCACCUCAGGCUCAACUCCCCCUAGAAGGAGUGAUGGCGUGCUUCAGCCCGAACCUGCUGAGAUCAAGGUUGCCCUGGUAACAGCCAAUGACAUCAGCCCAAGUGCUGGGUCAAAGCGUCUCAUAAUGACAUAGGCUGUUGCUGGGGUGACGGCAGAAUUCGGAACUUAGAUUUCGGGGACACUGGGCUUAAUUGGGUUUCUGCUAUUGUUUUGAAGGAAGCAGGUUUUAUGGAGGCCUUGAGGAAAAGAAAGUGUCUCAGGAGGGAGGUGACAGAACCUGUCUGAUCAUUGGAGCCCACCCAGGCACCACUCCAAGUCCUUUAUGCUUUGUCAUGGUAAUGAUGAGACGUCUGACCUCCCAGCCUGGUUCCUGUGCUGAGUCACCCUGGGCAGCCCUCCAGAGGAAACAGGCACAAACUAGAGAUGUUGGGGUGUCGGCUCGGGAGUCUGGGCCGUUUCCAUUCCAGUAAGAUGAAACCCCAGAGUCCCCACCCCUCCUCCAUCCAUUGAUCUUCCUUGUAUGUUUGCCGAAUACCUGCCAUUUAGACUCCAGCUUUGACCUUCCUCGGCUGCUCUCAGGCACAGCCAGUGAGAGGGGAAGGGGAGCUGUGGCGCUCGGUCGUGGCUCCGAGCUGCUCCUGGCUGAUAAUAUGCUGGAGCCUGUGUGUGUUUCAUCCUUUUUAAGUGUCAGGCACUGUGCUGGGCACCUUAUGAGCAUCAGUCAUCUCAUUUAUCCUCACAACAAAGUUGUAAGCUAGGACAAUCCUUAGCCCCAUUAUACAAGUGAGGAAACCAGCACAGAGAGGUUAAGUAAACUGCCCAAUGUCUGUCAGCCAGCAAGUGACAGAGCCCAGAGUUCAAAUCCAGACAGAUUAUAUCCUGAGCCUACCCCUCACUCUCUAUGGAGUGCGAUUUGAGCAUCUUUGCUCCUGGAGGGUUUGGGCUUGAAGGGAUGCGCCUGACCCCAUUCACCACCUUCAUGGGGUUUGAGGUGGGGAAACAGGCAUAGGACAGGCCAGCCCCAGGGCCAGGGACCCCUUGGGUGAGGGAGUGGGAGGGGUCUCAGCCCCUCAGGGACCGCGUCCCUCUACCUGUGCUCACUGCCUCAGCUCCUCUAACCAGCUGGAGUUCCCAGAGAGCUGAGAGGGAAGAGGGAGCCCCAUGUCUCCCAAGAGCCCCAGGAGGGACAAGGGAGGGACACUGACAUUUCUCAGACUCCUGCUUUGGGCCAAACCCUGCUCCAGGUGCAUCACAGCUCUUACCUGCCAGGUCCUCCCACCUCUGUGGCCUGCUGUGCUCCAGUCAACAUCCCAAGGGCACAGAUCACUCUGCCACAACUGUGAUGACCUAGAACCACAGAUUUGGGCAGGAAGGGCUCUUGGGGAGCGCUGAAGCCCUCGAUUUACAGAUGAGGAUACCGGGGCCAUGGAGGGUGGUCAGCCCGUAGGGCCACCCAGCCGGGUGACCUGUACCCAGCUCUCGGACUCUGUGCCCAGUGCUCUCCAAGAUGCAGUGGCCUCUCCCCCCAGAACUGGGUCCCUCCUGUCCUACAUUUCCCAGCACCCUCGCCCUGAGCAAAUUGGGGAACGGGCUCCCUCCCAGAGAUGAGGUCAUUCUCAUUACCUGCUUUGUCUGAGCUGCCUGCCACCCCAACCCCCACCUCCCCGCUCCCCCUGGCCCUGCUGGGUGGGGAAGGGGCUCACGUGGGCCCAGGCUGACGAGUGAGUGAGCAUGUUCAGGCUGUCGGACACUGUGAAAUUAGUGCACCCUACUGGCAAACCCCCUUCCUUCUCCUUUCCCAAUUUUGUACAUAAAGUGACGUGAGAUGCAACAUGUGCGUAUGUGUGUGUGUGCGCGCGUGUGAUAUAUGUCAUAGUUUUUGUUACUUUUCUGUUUUUGUAAAUUUGAAUGUUCAAAAUAAAUGAUGUUUACUCUGA